Molecule: messenger RNA, 1581 nt
Organism: Henningerozyma blattae CBS 6284
Lineage: Eukaryota; Fungi; Ascomycota; Saccharomycetes; Saccharomycetales; Saccharomycetaceae
Exons: 1
Coding region: 1-1581 (526 amino acids)
Biological process (GO): fungal-type cell wall organization
Cellular component (GO): fungal-type cell wall
Molecular function (GO): structural constituent of cell wall
Source: RefSeq, a predicted model, not a curated record
AUGGCCUCUGUCGCCUCCUCUGCUUUGGCCCAAACCCUUUACAACUCUUCUUCCGUUGCAGUCUCCAGCUCUGCUUCUUCUCAAUUGAGCUCUAUCGCUUCUUCUUCUGAAGCCUCCUCUGCUGUCUCCAGCUCUGCUAUCUCUUCCUCAGCUGCCUCCUCUUCCGAAGCUUCUUCUGUUGCUUCCUCUUCCGCUGCUUCUUCCUCUGAAGCUUCUUCUGCUGCUUCUUCUUCCGCUGCUUCUUCCUCUGAAGCUUCUUCUGCUGCUUCCAGCUCUGCCGCUUCUUCCUCUGAAGCUUCUUCCGCUGCUUCUAGCUCUGCCGCUUCUUCCUCUGAAGCUUCUUCUGCUGCUUCCAGCUCUGCUGCUUCCUCCUCAGCCGCUUCUUCUUCAGCCGUUUCCUCUGCUGUCUCUUCCAGCGCUGCUGCCUCUUCUGGUUUCUCCACCAUUGAAAGUGAAACUACCAACUCCACUAUUGCUUCUUCCGCCUCUUCCGCUGUUGUUUCUCUUCAGUCUUUCUCCAACAUUGACGAUGAAGCCACCAACUCCACCUCUUUCACCGCUUACAGUUCUGUUCCAGAAAGCACCAGCACUGUUACCUCUGUCGUCAACGGUACCAGCACUGUCACUUCUACUUACUGUCCAGAAUGUUCUACCAGUACCACUGCUAUCACCAGCAUUGACAACUCUACCAUCACCACCACCGAAACUGACUGUCCAGAAUGUUCUGCCACCACCACUGCCAUCACUUCUACCAAGAACUCUACCAUCACUACCACUGAAACUGAUUGCCCAGAAUGUUCUACCACUACUAAGAUUCCAGCUUCUACCGCUGCUCCAAUCUACGAUUACACUUUCAACUCCACUGAAUACGAAGUUGUCACUGAAUACACUACUUACUGUCCAGAACCAACCACUUUCACUCAAGGUGGUAAGACUUACACCGUUACUGAACCAACCACUUUAACCAUCACUGACUGUCCAUGUACUAUUGAAAAACCAGAAACUGUUACCACCAACGAAGUUACCACCGAAUACACUACCUACUGUCCAGAACCAACCACUUUCACCACCGAAGGUAAGACCUACACUGCUACUAAACCAGGUGUUGUUACCAUCACCAAAUGUGAAACUUGUGAAGAACCAAAUACUGAAACUACCACUGAAAACGUUACCGAAUACACUACUUACUGCCCAGAACCAACCACUUUAACCACUGAAGGUGAGACUUACACUGUUUCUGAACCAGGUGUCAUUACCAUCACCAAGUGUGACUCUUGUGAAGAAUCAGAAACCGUUACUAAGCCAACUGAAAAUCCACAAACUACUUACGUUGAAACUUCCGAAUUCACCACUGUCCACACUGCCCCAACCACUUUCACCACCGAAGGUAAGACUUUCACCGCUUCUUCUGGUACUUUCACUGGUACUUUCACCACUGCUCAAACUAAGAUCGUCGAAACUGUUCCAGCUUCUUCUGCUGCUCCAUCUUCUGGUCACACUGUCUUAGUCAACUCUAACGCUGCUAACGUCUUUGUUCCAUCUUUCUUAGGUUUAGUUGGUGCUAUUGCCAUGUUGAUCUAA